GCAGCCUUCAGACCAACACCAUCACUGGUGGACCAUUUUCAAUUACACGCGACUGGAAUAACUAGCAUGUUGGUCUCAAUUGUCCUUCUAAUCUUAUGGAUUUCUACCGUGGGGGGACAAGUGAGACAUUGUGAUUUUCCAAAAAUAAACCAUGGAAUUUUAUAUGAAGAAAAGAAAUACAAGCCAUUUUUCCCGCUUCCUAUUGGGAAUUUUUUCUAUUAUUCCUGUGAAUAUAAUUUUAUGUCUCCUUCAAAAUCCUUUUGGACUCGCAUAACAUGCACAGAGGGAGGAUGGUCACCGACACCAAAGUGUCUCAGACUGUGUUUCUUUCCUUUCGUGGAAAACGGUCGUUCUACAUCUUCAGGACAAACACACCUGGAAGGCGACACUGUUCAAAUUGCCUGUGAUAAAGGCUACAGCCUCCCAAAUAAUCAGAGCAUCAUUGCAUGUGCAGAAGGUGGCUGGUCCUCCCCUCCUGAAUGCAUAUCCACCAAAAAAUGUUUAAAAACUGAUAUUGUAGUUGGCAAUGGGUUUUUGUCUGAAUCAGAAUAUGCUUAUCCCAUAAAUAGAGAAACACAAUAUAAAUGUAAACCAGGAUAUGCAACAGCAGAUGGAAAAACGUCAGGGACAGUUCAGUGUUUGCAAGGUGGAUGGUCAAUUCAACCAAUUUGUAUUAAGUCCUGUGAUAGGCCGGUAUUCGUGAAUGCCAGAAACAAAGGUAAGGACACGUGGUUUAAGCUCAACGACAGGCUGGACUACGAAUGCCACGACGGCUAUGAGAACCGGGAUGGACGCACCACAGACUCCACAGUGUGUGGUGAAGACGGCUGGUCCCAUUUGCCCACAUGCCAUGAAAUAGAAUGUCAUCUUCCAUUUUUGGAAGCAAAUGUAGAUGCUCAUCCAAAACAAGAAAAGUACAAAGUUGGAGACGUGUUGAAAUUCUCCUGCAGACAAAGACUUAGAAGAGUUGGGCCGGAUUCAGUUCAAUGUUACCAAUUUGGGUGGUCACCUAAUUUUCCAACAUGCAAAGGGCAAGUACAGUCAUGUGGUCAACCUCCUCAACUCCCCAAUGGGAAAAUCAAGGGCAUAAAACAAGAAAAGUAUGAACACGGUGAAAUGGUGGAAUAUAAUUGCAAUCCUAAUUUUCUAAUGAAGGGACCUAAGAAAAUACAAUGUAUGGAUGGAGAAUGGACAACUUUGCCCACCUGUGUUGAGCCAGGGAAAACAUGUGGAUUUAUACCUGAACUUGAGAAUGGCUUUGGCCAGCCCUCUGUCCCUCCCUAUCAACAUGGAGUUUCAGUGGUGUUGAAUUGCAGAAAUACAUAUACAGUGAUUGGAAAUAAUACAAUUACUUGUAUUGGUGGAAUGUGGACUGAGCUUCCUAAGUGUGUUGCUACAAACCAACUUAAGAGGUGUGAAAAACCAAGGCUUUAUGCAAGAGGACUGUUAAGUUCAUAUAGGCAUGAAUUUAAUCAUAAUGCCAAAAUAAAUUACAAAUGUACUGGGAAGGAUACAUACGUACAAACAGUCUGCAUCAACGGGAAUUGGGACCCUGAACCAGACUGCAUAGGAAAAAAGAAACAACUCUGCCCACCUCCACCUCAGAUACCUAAUGCUCAUAAUAUGCUAACCACAGUGAAUUAUCAGGAAGGAGAGAAGGUAGCUGUUCUCUGUAAAGAAAACUAUGUACUUCAUGAAGCAAAAGAACUUGUGUGUAGAAGUGGACUAUGGCAGUCAUUACCACGCUGUACCGAGUCCACACAAUACUGUGGGCCCCCUCCACCUAUUAACAAUGGAGACAUCACCUCCUUCUCCUUAUCAGUGUACCCUCCAGGAUCGACAGUUGAGUACCGUUGCCAGUCUUUCUAUGAGCUUCGGGGCUCCCUGAAUGUGACGUGCAGAAACGGACAGUGGUCAGAACCACCCAUAUGCAUAGAUGCAUGUGUCAUAUCUGAAGAUAACAUGAACAAAAAUAACAUACAGUUAAAAUGGAGAAAAACCCAAAAAAUAUAUGCAAGGACAGGCGAUGUCAUUGAAUUUGAAUGUAAACAGCCACAUAAAGCGAGAACAUCUAUACAAUCAUUUCGAGCCGUCUGUCAGGAAGGGAAAUUUCAAUAUCCUACGUGUGAAUGAAACAAGCACAGCUUCCCUGGAUGUACUCUUAAAAGUAAUCUUACAGAUUCCACAUGUAAGCGAUAUCAUAUAUUUGUCUUUCUCUGACUUACUUCAUUCGGUAUGACAAUCUCUAGGUCCAUCCAUGUUGCUGCAUGCUCAAUAACAACAAAAAAAAUCCCAAUCAAAAAAUGGGCAGAAGAUCUAAAUAGACAUUUCUCCAAAGAAGACAUACAAAUGACCAAAAACACAUGAAAAGAUGCUCAACAUUACUAAUUAUUAGAGAAAUGCAAAUCAAAACAACGAGGUAUCACCUCACACCGAUCAGAAUGGCCAUCAUCAAAAAAUCUACAAACAGUGAAUGCUGGAGAGGAUGUGGAGAAAAGGGAACCCUCCUGCACUGUUGCUGGGAAUGUAAAUUGGUACAACCACUAUGGAGAACAGUAGGUUCCUUAAAAAACUAAAAAUAGAACAACCAUAUGAUUCAGCAAUUCCACUCCUGGGCAUAUACCCAGAGAAAACCGUAAUUUGAAAAGACACAUGCACCCCAAUGUUCACAGCAGCACUAUUUACAAUAGCCAGGACAUGGAAGCAACCUAAAUGUCUGUCGACAGAUGAAUGGAUAAAGAAGAUGUGGCACAUAUACACAAUGGAAUAUUACUCAGCCAUAAAAAAAAGAGAGCCAGCAAGACUGAAAUGCAAAACAAAAACAGGUCCCAAAAGGUUGUUGAAGUAAUUAUCCACAAGUGUAUCACUCCACCUUUUCUUCUUCUAUGUUUCCCAGAGGGGCCAAAGUCCUGGCUGUUGAGUUGGAGGGAGCAGAGUGUGGGAAGAGCUCUGGGGCGACAGAGAGAAAGCUGGCCGGGC
Molecule: messenger RNA, 2979 nt
Organism: Balaenoptera acutorostrata (minke whale)
Lineage: Eukaryota; Metazoa; Chordata; Mammalia; Artiodactyla; Balaenopteridae
Product: complement factor H-related protein 5
Exons: 13
Coding region: 67-2133 (688 amino acids)
Source: RefSeq, a predicted model, not a curated record